AUGCUCCCUAAAAUUACUUUGAUUGGCAUAGUGGUUGUUCUGACGCCUCUGUUGAUUAGAGCAGCCCCAGAGCAAGUCCACCUCUCCCUCUGCAAAGAGCCAGAUUGCAUGUCAAUUAGCUGGGUUACGACGAACAAUGAGCCUGAUCAACAACUUUGGUUUGCAAGGGACAAGAACAACCUGAGUCAUUGGAGGGCCGCUGACACAAAAAUGUGGACAUUCAGAGGAAAAACAAGAUAUAUGCAUAGGAAGAGGAUCUACAAUCUUCGUUAUGACAUGACCUACUGUAAGCUUCCACAAUAAGUCGUCAUUUUAACCCUUCUUUUCUAGACUACCAAGUUGGCAAUAAUGAGACAAAGUCAAAGAUAUUUCACUUCAAAACCUUCCCAAAAGGCGAUGAUUUCCCUUUCAAGGCAGCUGUUGUUGGAGAUCUAGGCGUCAAAGGGAAGUCAUUGCCUUAUAUGGUUAAAGCAGCGCAAGAGAAAAAGUAUCGGCUUUUUAUAUUGAUAGGUAAGUCAGCAAAAAAAUAAUUGUAAUUCUUGAAGGUGAUCUUGCCUACAAUUUGCAAACGAACCAAGGACGAAGGGGAGAUCAAUUUAUGAACAUGAUAGAACCAAUUGUCGCUUAUGUGCCCUUCAUGGUCAUUCCGGGGAAUCAUGAAGACGAUGGCGAGAACUUUGCAAACUUAAGAUACCGCUAUGAUAUGCCAAAUUGCCCGCAAAAGGACAACCAGUAUUACAGGUAGAGUUUGAAAUGAUUUGUGAUGUGUACGUUGCAGUUUCAAAGUCGGACCAGUUCAAUUUAUUGCUGUCAGCUCGGAGUAUUACGUUCUACCGCAUAAAUACGGAAGAAAGAACUUUGACGAUCAAUAUAAUUGGCUGAAGUCUGAACUGGUGGUAAGCUAAUACGUUGCCUAACAACAAGACAGCAUACGAACGAAAAUUAUGUCUUAUAUAUGUACAGGGUGACCCAAAAAAACGAUCAUCAAAUUUGUUUGUGAUAUUAUAUAUAUAUAUAUAUAUAUAUAUAUAUAUAUAUAUAUAUAUAUAUAUAUAUGGGUGCAAUCCUUUACUUUAAUCGAAUACGAAGCUUCUUUUUGCAUGACAUUCAAUUUUGAAACGCAUUUCAGAAAGCAAAUCAGAACCGCAAAGCCCAUCCAUGGCUGAUUACCUAUCAACAUCGCCCAAUUUACUGCUCGAAUCGCCCGACAAAUCGUUGCCGUAAUAAGGAAAGCUGGGCCCUUCGCUAUGGAACAAAGACUGAGCCUGGGCUGGAACCCCUUUAUAACAAACAUUCGGUCGAUAUCAACUUCAGUGGACAUCAUCACGACUAUGAACGAUACUACCCAAGAAGUGGCAGAUAUUACUCCAAGUCUCCUGCUCCCUAUUUCAACCCAUUAGCUCCAAUCUAUAUUAUUUCUGGAGCCGGUGGAGGAGCUUACGAACCUCAUACUGCCUUUGAUAGGAGCCCCAGCAAGAUGAGUGCAAAGCGAGUGACUGAUAACGGAUAUACGAUCUUGAGUGUCCACAAUAAGACCCAUAUUUAUUUGAGACAGCUAUCGGUGGAGAACGGGGAGCAUGAAGUUGAUGGAUUGUGGAUCCGAAAGGCUGUUGGUUGGGUGCCUCCUUACGGAUAA
Bursaphelenchus xylophilus (pine wood nematode) is the source of this 1636-nucleotide messenger RNA. Lineage: Eukaryota; Metazoa; Nematoda; Chromadorea; Rhabditida; Aphelenchoididae. The record is from the annotation of a GenBank genome assembly.